Molecule: messenger RNA, 996 nt
Organism: Miscanthus lutarioriparius
Lineage: Eukaryota; Viridiplantae; Streptophyta; Magnoliopsida; Poales; Poaceae
Source: the annotation of a GenBank genome assembly
AUGCCGCUGCACUGUUCCCUGCCCGCGACCUGUUCGACGUUGUGCCUGCGAGCAGCGGCGCGGCCCGACGCCCGCUAUCCGAGCUCCCACGCGCGCCUCGUCGGCCUAGCACUUUCUCGCCCACGCCACCGGAGGCUCGUGCACACUGGCUGCGCGCGGGCGGGGACGAGCGACUCUAAGGCCGUGCAGCUGGUGCUGGGCGGCCGUGCGCGCGGCGACGAUGGCGACACUGACUCCGAGUCCAGCGACGACGAGGACGCCCAGGAUCGCAUGACCGACGAGGAGCGGAGGACGCUGCGCCGGAAGAUACGGGAGAUGAUGGACCGCGUCCCGGAGACGGCGGAGCUGACGGACCCGGAGGAGCGGAGGGCCAAGAUGCGGGAGCUGCUGACCAAGUACGAGCUGGUGAUAGAGGAGGAGGACCCGGACUGGCCCGAGGACGCCGAGGAUGGGAUGGGCUUCAGCCUCGGCCAGUUCUUCGACAAGAUCACCAUCAAGGCCGAGAAGAAGGAUGACGCCGAGGAGGAUGAUGACUCGGGGUAUCAGAGCGACAAGGAGAUUGUUUGGGAGGAUGACAAUUACAUCAAGCCGGUAAGGGAUGUCAGGACACAGGAUUGGGAUGCGUCUGUGUUCACUGAUUUCGGGCCGAUGAUUGUGCUUGUGCAUAACAGAUAUAAGAGACCGCAGGAGGAUGAGAUGGCGAGGGCUGAGCUUACUAAGGCAAUUGAGAUGUUUUGGGAACACAAUCUGCCAUCACCAAGGUGUGUGGCUGUAGAUGCCUGUGCCGAGCCUGACCUCAUGGACGCUCUGAAAGUUUCUGGUUUCCCUGAGAUUCUCUUCACCAACGCGGGGAGGAUAAUAUACCGUGAGAAAGUUGUCCGGUCGGCGGAGGCAUGGUCGAGGAUGAUGGCGUUUUUCUACUAUAAAGCAGCAAGGCCACCGUUCUUGUGUGAAGCAGAUGGGAAGGGUCAAGAAAAGGUCCCUUUGAUGUCAUGA